Physella acuta is the source of this 1770-nucleotide messenger RNA. RefSeq lists its product as uncharacterized. The record is from RefSeq and is a predicted model, not a curated record. NCBI's taxonomy places the organism in Eukaryota, Metazoa, Mollusca, Gastropoda, Physidae.
AAUGAAGUCAUGCGCUCCUUGUAGGCUAUAAAUACAGAGAGAAUGAACUACUUGCUUUAAUAAACUUGUGACUGCUUGCAAGAACAAAGCUCCUAUUGGGCAGCAGUAGAACAUUGACAUUCGCAGCAAGAUGCAGUUGAUUCUCAUUACUUUUCUCUGUCUGUUGGCGACAAAGACUCUGAAAGCUGAGACGGACGUGGAGGAAUAUGAAGUCCUAAACCGGCGUCUCCUAGGGUUACUGGGUGGUGGUAGUGGGACAGAAGGGGGUGACAAAGGGAGUCUCCUUGGUGGAUUACUGGGCGAUGGGGGUCUGUUGGGCGGGGGGAAAGGUCUACUUGGUGGGUUGCUAGGAGAUGGGGGUCUGCUGGGUGGGUUAUUAGGUGGGGGUGCCGGUGGUUUACUCGACCCCGUUAGUAAACUUGUAAAUGAUUUACUCGGACCUAUAGCUGAUCAACUGCUGGGGCCGGGGGGUAUCUUAGCCGGGCUUGGCUUAGAAAAGGGUCUUGUUGGUAACCUGGUGAACACGCUCUCGAAAACCCUCGGCGUUGACUUGAGCGAGAUCAUCGAGAUCAUCGGGAAACUCCUGUGUCUGAUUAAAAAACUGGGACUCGGCGUCGUCGUUCAGCUGGUCAAGACGCUCAAGCUGGAUGUGGCGUUGUCCCUGAAUAACUUCCUGUGUUCUGCCAACGGGUCCCGUUUGUUUGAUGCUUCUGUUAACGCCACAGCGACGAUCGCGGGGAGCGACUGUCUCCUAAACACAGUCCAAAAUCUCGUUAGCUUGGAUGUCUUUCUCCCCUCCCUCGCUAGUAUAACCGGAUCAGGCCUUAACGAAAAAUGCAAAAGCCCGGCUGGGAGUUCCCUAAUUAAAGGAGUUUUUCAGCUUUUCGGUAAAACCCUGAACCCAGAAUUAACGAAAAAAAUUCUCGUCCUCCUCAACGCUAUCGACCUAAGCGACUUAUCCGUGUCGGUUCCGAAGAUUCUAAAAUCUCUUGAAUGCUUGACCAAAGUCUUCAACACUGACGUAAAACUAAACUUCCUGGUCGAUGUUCUUGGAGCCGUUGGCCUCAAGGCCGUCAUAGGCCUUGAAACUCAUUUCUGCGACGCGACCGACGCCAGCGUUAAAGCUAGCGCUCUUCUGAAGCUGAACGCUACGGUGGGGGUCGACCUGGUGGGGAAGUUGGCGAAACAGCUGGGAUUCGGCACUGUGGUUGAGAUCGCCGGCAAGGUGUUCAAGGAACUAGGGGAGAUCAGUCUUGAGGUCCUGCGAGUUGUGUUGUGUAUGGUGAGCAGUUUAGGCAUCGAGGCUUUCCUCGACCUGUUUAGAAACCUGAACGUCGGCGCGAUUCUUGGACUGUCCGGCAUCGUCUGCAACAAGCAGGGGGAGCCGGUGCUACUCAGCGCAGGGGCCACCAUCCUGGUUGAUUUUAUGAAAAUGUGCAAAGGACAAGUGACUGCUCAAUGCUCCUCACAAAUUGAGAUGGCGCUCAGCGUGAAUCCGUGUGAGGACGUCUGCAAGACCUGCAAGCAACUGUCUGGUUUCAGUGGGUACCUGCUCGCUGCCAACUUCUGCUUGGCCAAGUGCAGUACUUGUCCCCGCUUUCUCGCAGGAUGAACAGCAGUGAAUAUGAACACAUCCAGAGAGAAAUGUCUCUUAACAAGGUCAUAAUGGCCGCACACGCCUUUGUAAAAUUAGAUGGAAAAAUAAUUGAAUUGUCAAUAAAUAUUGUUAAUAAAUAUUGGACCGAGUUUUGAGUCAAUAAAUAUUGGACU